UCACUGUCUGCAACCCUCGCGACAGGGACGAGAGGCAGUGGGCGCUACGGGGUCAGGGGCAGCUGUCCUUGCACACCCCAAGAAGGAGAGCGAUUUUUGGUGGCCUUUAGCCACAGCUUUUGGAAGCCAAAGGUCUGUUCAGAUCCCCGUGGCCAUGCUGUGGGACACUGUGGGACAGGGACAGGCAAAGCGCAGCCGGCCCCCUCACCACCGGGGCCCGGCACAGCUCCCCGCCAGCCCUGCGCAGCGGGAGGAGCACAGGCAGGAGCAGGAGGCGCUGCGGGCUCAGCUGGAGGGCGAGCGGCUUCGCUCCCAGGAGCUGCUGCGCUGCCACACCGCCAAGAGACGCGAGCUGCAGGAGGUGGCACAGCGGGAGCGGCAGCUCCUGGCCGACCGACUGCGUUGUGCCUGGGAGAAGCAGCAGGCCCUGGAGGAGCAGCAGCUGAAGGAGCGGGAGCAGCGGCAGCGGGCGACGGAGACCCGGCAGCUGCUGCGCUGGAAGGAGGCCGAGCUGCACGCCACCAAGGAGCUGCUGCAGCGGGAGUGUGAUGCUGCCCUGCGCCAGGCUCGGGAGCUGCAGCAGCUGCUGGCCCAGGAGCUGAGGAGCCCCCACAGGAGCAGCAGGAUGGCCCGCCCCCAGCUGCAGGACGUCCUCAGCAAGCUGCGCUGGGAGACGGACGGUGAGCAGCCUGCCUGCAUCCGCCACCUCCAGCAUCAGCUGGAGCUGGAGAGGAGGCUGUUCAGCCAGUACAUUGUGGGGAGCUGGGAGGGCAAGCCCCAGCACGUGGAAAGCCGUGCUAUGUCCUGCUCCCAGGACAGAGAGAGAGCUCUGGGCCGCCACUGUGCAGAGCAGGGCUCCAGUCGACCGGCUGUGAAGGAUGCUCACGUCCAGGUGCCAGAGACAGCCAAGGAAGAUCUGGGGCUCCCAGGCAGCCGGCCUUCUCCCCACCGGGGCCUGGCACAGCCCCCCAUCUGCCCUGUGCAGCGGGAGGAGAAGAGCCAGGUGCGGAAGGCACUGCAGGCCCAGCUGCAGGGCGAGCGGCUCCGCUCCCAGGAGCUGCAGCGCCGCUGGGCCGCCGAGAGAUGUGAGCUGCAGGAGGCAGCAGAUCGGGAGCGGCAGCUCCUGGCCAACCGACUGCGCUCCAAGUGGGAGCGGGAGCGGGCGUCAAAGCUGCAGCGCCUGUGGGAGCAGAGCCAGAGGCAGCGGGACGCAGAGAUCCGCCAACUGCUGCAGGCAAAGGAGGCCCAGCUCCGCCAGAUGCAGGAGCGGCUGCAGAAGCAGCGCAACGACACCAUACGCCAGGCAUGGCAUCUGCAGCGGCAGCUGGUAGAGGAGCUGCUGAAAGGUGGCAGCAGCCGCAGGGAGCGCGGAAUACAUCAAGAAGUCCAGCGGCAGCGCUGCUGGAAGCCCCGUGGAGAGCAGGCUGCCCACGUGCUGCGCCUCCAGCGUGAACUGCAGGAGCAAAGGAGAGGCUUCCUGCAGUACAUCCUGCAGCACGGUGAGGAGCAGCCGCCCGUCUCCUGCAACAGGGCCAGGGCCUGCCAUCAGGCUGUGGCAGAGGUGGGUGUUCAGGCUGAAGAGCAACAAGAACCCUGCCCACCUGAGCGCAUGGAGCUGCAGGAGCAGAACGCCCAUCUGCUCAGGGAUCUGCUGAAGAAUCUACAGAGACAAGGCAGAAUCCUUGGAAAGGAGAGCUGCCUGCUGAGCAACAAAAGCUCUCAGCAGAUGAGGGAAGAGGUGGAGUGGAUUGAGGACAAGAGGCGUAUGAUCAGCCUCGCUACCCAGCAGCCGUGUGAAAGAGUGCAGCAGCUCAAGGAGUCCUCCUCCAAAUCCAGAGAGGACAAAGAAAAGGCAGAGGAAUUCGACCACCUGAAGGGACAGAAUUUGGAAAAGGAGAAUGGCAAAGUGCAGGAGGCGCAAGGACAUCCAAAACAGCAAUGCUCCAACCCACAGAAAAGGUUGGAGGAGAAAUGCAGGCAGCUUCAGGAGAUCACCAGAAAGCUGAGGCCACAUGGAAGUCCCAGACAGGAAUCACAAGCCCAGCACUGCCUGCUGAGAGAAGAACGCCCUCCAGAAGUGGGCCAGGAGCUUCAAAGGCUCCAGCAGGCUGGGGCCAAACUUGGAGUGCUCACCAAGAUGCUGCAGGAGAAAUUCAGGCAGCUCCAGGACAUCAGGAGAGAGCUGAGGCCACAGGGAAAUCCUAUACAGCAAUGGAAGGCCCAGCCAUGCCUUCUGAGAGAGGAAUGCCCUCCUGACAAGUGCCAGGAGCUGCAGAGGCUCCAGCAGGCUGGGGCCAUACUUGGAGUGCUCAGUGAGCAACUGGAGGAGAAAUGCAAACAGCUCCAGAUCGGGAGAAAGCUGAGUCCACAUGAAAAUCCCAAACAGCAAUGGAAGGCUCAGCACUGCCUGCUGAGUGUGGAACACCCUCCUGAAGAGUGCCAGGAGCUGCAGAGGGUCCAGCAGGCUGGGACAAAACGUGCAAUACUCAGGAAUCAGCUGAAGGCGACAUGCAGGCAGCUCCAGACUGGGAGAAAGUUGAGGCCACAGAGAAAUCCACAACAACAAUGGAUGGCCCAGCAUUGCCUGCUGAGGGAGGAAGGCCCUCCUGAAGAGUGCCAGGAGCUGCAGAGGCUCCAGCAGGCUGGGGCAAAACUUGGAGUGCUCAGCGAGCAGCUGCAGGUGAUAUGCAGGCAGCUCCAGAUCGGGAGCAAGCUGAGGCCACACGGAAUUCCCAAACAGCAAUGGAAGGCCCAGCCAUGCCUGCAGAGGGAGGAACACCCACCUGAAGAGUGUCGGAAGCUGCAGAGGCUCCAGCAGGCUGGUACCAAUCUUGCAAUACUCAGCGAGCAGCUGGAGGAGAGUUGCAGGCAGCUCCAGAUCGGGAGCAAGCUGAGGCCACACGGAAUUCCCAAACAGGAAUGGAAGGCUCAGCACUGCCUGCUGAGUGAGGAAUGCCCUCUGGAAGAGUGCCAGGAGCUGCAGAGGCUCCAGCAGUCUGUCGCCAAACUUGGAGUGCUCAGCGAGCAGUUGCAGGAGAAAUGCAGGCAGAUCCAGUUUGGGAGAAUACUGAGGCCACAGGGAAAUCCCAAACAGCAAUGGAGGGCCCAGCACUGCUUGCUGAGUGAGGAAUGCCCUCCUGACGAGUGCCAGGAGCUGCAGAGGCUCCAGCAGGCUGGGGCCAGACUUGUAAUACUCAGCGAGCAGGCUGCAGGAUGA
This is a messenger RNA of Gallus gallus (chicken), 3217 nucleotides long. RefSeq names its product RIMS-binding protein 3-like. Lineage: Eukaryota; Metazoa; Chordata; Aves; Galliformes; Phasianidae. Bases 155 to 3217 code for a protein of 1020 amino acids. The transcript has 2 exons. The record is from RefSeq and is a predicted model, not a curated record. Gene Ontology annotation, biological process: neuromuscular synaptic transmission.